CACGUAAGAGUUGUUGCAAGUUGCUUGGAGUGCUGAGUACAGACGUUCAAAAAGAUGGUGUUUGAAUCGUUGGUUGUUGAUCUUAUCAAUCGCUUUCUUGGUGAUUUUGUGGAAAAUUUGGAUACAUCCCAACUGAAAAUUGGAAUAUGGGGAGGCAGUGUGGUUCUUGACAAUCUUAACAUAAAAGAGAGUGCAUUGGAUGAACUUGACCUACCUGUGAAAGUCAAAGCGGGACACAUAAGCAAGCUUGUCUUGAAGAUCCCCUGGACAAAUCUGUACACUGAGCCAGUUAUUGCUGAAAUUGAUGGGAUUUAUGCACUUGCUGUACCAAAUAUUGGAGUCAAGUAUGAUGCAAAGAAAGAGGAGAAGAUACUACAGGAUAUUAAACAGAAGAAGCUUGCCCAGAUUGAAGAAGCCAAAAAGCUGGAAGCAGAGAGAAGGCAACCAAAAGAAGUCAAGAAAGACACUUUUGCUGAGAAAUUAACUACACAGAUCGUCAAAAACUUACAGGUUAAGGUCAACAAUAUCCAUGUUCGUUAUGAGGACUGCUACACCAAUCCUGCACGACCUUUUUCCUUUGGCAUCACAUUGCAGGAGCUGCUUUUUCAGACAACAGAUGAAGAGUGGAACCCAUGCAUUAUUAAAGAAGCAGUCACACAGAUUUAUAAGUUGGUCAAACUAGACUCCCUUUCCAUCUAUUGGAAUUGCUACUCAAAUUUGCUGAAUCAAGAGGAGAGUUCUGUCAUAUUGGAUUCCUUGCGAAGUAACAUUGCUGGUCAUGGAGCAAAACCUGAAUACCAAUACGUUGUUCGUCCGAUCUCAUCUGUGGCCCAUCUGCGCCUGCAUACCAAACCAGAGCAGAAGGAAUUCAGUAUCCCAAAGAUUGGACUUACUGUGGUUUUUGAUGAGAUUGCCAUUGGGCUUUCCAAAGAUCAGUAUGAUGAUAUACUAGAGAUGAUGGAAUCCCUUGAGAGAAUGACUCUGCUUUCUGUGUAUCGAAAGUACCGGCCUGACAAACCACUCUCAGGCAACACAGUCUUAUGGUGGCAUUACGCUUAUGAUAGCGUACUGAAUGAAACUGUCCGGCGUCGGCGGCAGAUGUGGUCCUGGCAUCACAUUGCAGAACACAGAAAGAUAAUGAAGACAUAUAGAGAAGCAUACCUUAUCAAGCUGGACAAGAAAUUGUCUGCUGCUGUUCAGAAAAUCCUGGAUAAUAGUGAAAAACAACUAGAUGUGUUCAACAUCACCCUCAUGAGACAGCAAGCAGAGGUGCAGGCAGCCAAGCAGGGUGCACAACGAAAGGAGAGUAGUUCAAAAAGUUGGUUUAGUGGAUUGUUUGGAAAAAGAAAAUCAUCAGACUCAUUAGAGGAAGAAAUAAAGCCUGGAGAAAUGCAGGAGAAAUUCUACGAGUUGUACACAGCAGAGGAGAAAGCCAAAUUAUACAAUGCCAUUGGCUAUGAAGAAAAUGAAAUGACCUUGGUCUAUCCAAAAGAGUACGAAGCAGUCAAGGUUGUUACUAAGUUCAGAAAUGUUGCAAUUUUUCUCAGAGAUAGACAGUCAAAAGAUGUUCACUUUUUACAUCGUAGGGAGACCUUUUUCAGACAGCACCAGCUGCUAAAGCUACAACUAAAGGAUGUGUACUCCUAUUUUGGGCAAAGACCUGCAGCAGGUGCCAUACAUCUUGAUGCUAAAAUAGACAGAAUGGUGGUCUCUGGAACACCUCAGAACGAUGCAGCUCCACGCCUUAUCACCUCCCAGAUACAGGACGCUAAAGAGCAAAUCUACUCCUUGGCUAACCUCUCUAUAGCCACCAAUCCCCUGGACGGCCUCUGUGACACCAGGAUCAGGUUCAAAGGGCGGCCACUGGAAAUUGUUUAUGAUGCUGUAACUAUAAACAAGCUGGCAGAAUUCUUCAAACCUCCAAAAUCUGUUGAAUUGAAACAGCUCUCCCAGGCAGCAAUGUCUAAGUUUGAUGAGAUAAAAGAGCAGUCAACAGCGGGCAUCCAGCAUGCACUACAGCAGCACAAAUACACAGACAUUGGUGUGGACCUUAUGCCUUCCAUCAUUAUUGUGCCAGAGGGUGGCUUGAUGAAGAAUGAUGUUCGGAAGUUGAUUCUUGACCUUGGGCAAUUGACAGUUGUCAGUAGUAAACAUGAUACCUCCAUUGAUCCACAGAUAAUGAGUGUAUUUGGACAACAAGUGUUAGAGCUAGCAGAGAAGUUGAAAAAAGCCUAUGACAGGUUUGACAUCCGACUUCAGCGCAUGCAGCUGCUGCUCGCUAACCCAGGUGAAAAUUGGCAGCUGGCAUGUACUGCAGGCCAGUCUCCACAGCAUGUGCUGUCACCUAUGGACAUCCUGCUUGAUAUCCGUGUGUGCAUCUUUGACAAAGAUCCAAGAAUGGCCAAGACAAAGGUACAUGGAGUUCUGCCCAACCUCAGUCUUCGCAUUUCAGACAAACGUGUCCAUGAGAUCAUGACUUUAGCCCUGAGCAUCCCACUGCCAGAAUCUGCACCAGUAGACGAAGAACCAGAAACAGAGAUGUUCAAGGGCCCCAGUGAUCUUCCAGCAAGCUUGACUGCAUUAUCAACAAGCAGAAUAGUGAACACCGCCAUUAUUGCUACUGCAGAACACACUGAUAAGGAACGUGCUCCAGAGCUGAGACGCCUAAGUUCAGUGGAAUAUACCAAUAUGACUGACAUGGAACUUAACUUUGAGAUCAAGGAGAUGGUAGCAGUACUAAGCCAGAGACAAGGCGACACAGAGAUACCAGUAUUGAAGCUAAUGGUGGAGUCUGUUGGGACUGAAGUGCAAAUGAGGAGGUUUGACAUGCUAGUUGAUGCCCAUAUUGGCACAGUGUAUGCCCAGCAUCUUAAAUAUCAGUUGAGCAACAGAAUAAACGAAGAAUUGCUGUCGACUGGAGCUGUGUCAUCAGGGCCACUCAUUAAUUUAGUCAACACACCAUCUGUAGGUGAAGACCAAAAACUGCUUUCUGUUACCUUUCUACAGGCCAAAAAGACAGGCCCAGAGUUCUCCACUCUAUACCGGAACAUAGAGAAAAACAUCCAGGUGAAUUUCUCAGCUGUUGAGAUCCUCCUUCACCAGCGUGCCAUCCUUGAUCUCAUGGAAUUAGCCAACAGUCUUGUGCCUCCUAGCACUGAUGAUUCUCAACAGUCAAAAAAUCUCUCAGACGACAAGGCAGAAGCUGGCAGUAGUCUUGAGCUGUGGAAGGAAAAAGAGAAAGGUUCAAAGAAAAGGAAGGAAGAUCCCAAUCUCAUCAACUUGAAGGUCACAGUAGUUUUAAGUAAAUUUUCGGUUGGAGUCUGCAAUGAUGAAAGACUGAUCACCAAUGUCCAGAUCAAAGGUAUUUGUGCAGAGGUUGCUAUACAGCAGGCCAGAACAACAGUGAGUGCAAUCCUCAGAGAAACAACUGUUUUUGAUCCAGACCCACAUACUCGAUAUCACCGUAUCCUCUGCAUAGAAGGCAGCAAUGUAUUGAAGGCUGGAGCAGUUGUGUACAACGGUGGCACAGCAGGCAAUAAGUAUAGUGACAUGUCAUGUUUUGAUACUGGUGUGGAUGUGGAAAUUGGAUGCAUCAAAGUUUUCUUUGUUAACAAGUUCAUCUCAGAUCUGUUGGGCUUUAUGGACAAUUUUCAAGCCGCGAAAGACCAGAUGCAAAAGGCUGGCCAGGUGGCAGCACAAGUUGGCAUGGAUACUGUACAGUCUCUGCAGGAGACAGCAACCCGUCUGUUGCUUAAGGUGAACAUGAAAGCUCCGGUCAUUGUGGUGCCACAAAACUCCACCUCUAGUAACACCCUGAUGCUUGACUUUGGUCAGUUGUCCAUCACCAACUCCUUUAAGUUGGCAGGAAAGCUUUCCCCAAACAAUGUACCAGCCAUCUUGGAGGAGAUGAACAUUGUGUUGACAUCUUUGAAACUGUCCAGGGCACUGAUGAAAGGGGAUACUGACAUUUCUGCUGAGUGCUUAAUCCUAGAACCCUUGACAGUGUCCUUGCAGAUGAGACGUAAUCUUUCAGCCUCCUGGUAUCAUGAAAGUCCUGAAUUAGAACUUUGUGGGGCACUUGAACCCUUGAAUGUUCGAUUAAGUCAAGGAGACUUUGGUACCAUGAUGCAAAUUCUGAAUGAGAACCUGCGAGAAGGACAGCCACAGGCUAGUACAAAGAGUAAUGCUGUAGCAUCUUCUCAUUCACCUGAAACCGUGGUACCAUCUGUCAGUACGACCUCUAAAAUGUUGACAGAAAUGGAAAAGCAUAGACCUGAGGUCUAUGUCCGGAUCAAAGUUGAUGUGCAGCUGAAAGGGGUGAUAGCUGUCUUCUAUUCUGGUGAUACUGUCCUGACAAGUGGCAUCUGUAAACGUGAACCUUCAAGUUCUCUGGGUAAAUUUGAGCUGGUCUCCAUGUCAGCAGUAGCCAUCAUUAUGUCUAACGAUGCUCUAAAGGCGAAAGUCAGCCUCAAUGACUUAAUUCUUGAUGACCUUCGGCUAUCUAAAAGAACUGGUAUCACAAGGAUGAUAGAGAGAAGCAAAAGUGGCAGAAAUCAUUCUUCAGAUAUGGUCUGUGUGGACUUCCAGCAAGAUGCUGAAAAGUGUCUGAAUGUCAAGAUAAGCAUAAGCAGUCUCUACAUCUGUGUAUGUGUGGAGUUCUUGAUGUCACUGGCCAACUUCUUCACCCAGGGUUUGGGCGAAAUUUCUGAUAGUGCUUUAAAACCUAAACAUGGAGCUAUGCAGUCUGGUUUGACUCCUCCAGUACACUCAGACCAAAAACAAGAACUGCAGAUAAUGGAGGUGGUGCUAGAGAUGGAGAAGCCAGAGAUCAUUCUUAUUGAAGAUCAGAUGAACCAAAGUACCAAAUCUCUUGCUGUGGAUUUGGCUCUGUCGUUCCGCUUGAUUCAGACACCUGAAGUUCAAAAGAUAAACGCCGGUAUUAAUGGGAUUCAGGUGUUCAUGUGUACAUUUGACAGUCGCCACAUACCCAGUCAUCAGAUACUAGUACCUUUUGACAUCAGUGUGGUCAGCAGUGCACCUUAUGGUCAAAAUCAUCAUGUUGAUGUCACUUUCAGUGACAUUGUGCUUGUGAUUUCACCAAGUAUCCUGACAACCAUAUCUCUGAUUUCUAGGGGAUUGACUCCUGAGGGUUCAAAAACUAGUCCAUUAUUUCUCAGUACUCUUGCAUCCGUCCCAAAAUGGAAGGUUCCUGCAAAUCUCUGGGAUGUGAAGACCCUGGCUUCAUGCAAUCUUUGGUACAUUGAAUCAGCUAAACAGGAAACUAAAGAGCAGACUUAACCUCAACAACUAGUCACUCUUCUAUUAGGGAACUCAACCAGAAGAGAAGAGCAUAAUGAGCAGAUGGUUGUUAGCAUCCCAUCCAUAGUGAUAGAACUGGAGGGAGGUAUUGGAAAUCGCACAGUGCCCCUUCUUAUCCUUGAGUCUAAAUUCUGGGCACAAGUUCACAACUGGAGCACUCAG
Messenger RNA from Pomacea canaliculata, 5481 nucleotides. RefSeq names its product vacuolar protein sorting-associated protein 13A-like. NCBI's taxonomy places the organism in Eukaryota, Metazoa, Mollusca, Gastropoda, Architaenioglossa, Ampullariidae. The transcript is spliced from 50 exons. Gene Ontology annotation, cellular component: extrinsic component of membrane. The record is from RefSeq and is a predicted model, not a curated record. The coding region runs from base 55 to 5298 and encodes 1747 amino acids. Gene Ontology annotation, biological process: protein retention in Golgi apparatus; protein targeting to vacuole.